CAACUUACCAAUUGCCAGCUGCGAAACUGUCAAGCGAAAUUCACAAAGAUGGCUUCGAAAUCAGAACCUGCAAGCAAACGACGCAGAAUCGCACUCGCCUGCACCGCCUGCCGAACGCGAAAGUCGAAAUGCGACGGCAAACGCCCAACUUGUCAGUCGUGCCUUCAGCUCAGUCUGGAAUGUCAGUACGAUGCGCCAGAGUCGGCCACCAAUGUGAUUAUUGGAAAACAAUACGUCGCGGACCUGGAGCAACGAUUGCGAUUGGUAGAGAAGGCAUUGAGACGACACGAUGAUUUAUUGAUAGGGCAUUUGUCGGGCUGUGAGCCGGCCAUGACGAAGCUGCCUCAGCGACUGCGCAGUGAUGACCACAAUGACGACGACGACGACGCAGCCAGCAAUGAUGAAGUUGGGCGCGAGGGAGAAGAGGAAGAAACUAGUGAUGAUGACGGGGUCGGGGACCCGACAAAAACAGACGGACUUGCCAUCACCUUUGUCGAAGAACAGGCUCCCGUCUACUUUGGCGAAUCAUCCAACAUCCGCUUCGUGCGCUACCUGCUCGGAGCCAUGUCUUCCCUCUGGGGUAUCCAGAAGCCCAAGGGACCGUCUUCUAUUACCAACAAAACAAUACGAAAGCGGCACCUUGACGAUGGCGCAAGUCAACCAUCACCAAGAGCCGUCAGUUCCGCCAGCGCUCAGCUACCACCAUCCGAAGAGUUUGAGGAGCUGCUUCACCUAUUUUUCAACACCACUGGUCUUCUCUUCCCUAUAUUCCACGAACCGACAUUUUGGGGCUAUUAUGACCGAUUCAAGGCAAGCGGUUACAAGAAGAUUGGCAGGGCAUGGCUAGGCAUGCUCAACAUGAUGAUGGCUAUGGCUACGAAUGUAGGCAACGGAAAGUUCGCCGGGUCCAAGGAGCGCUUUGAGCGAUCUCUGGUAUUUUACCACAGGGCUACAGCGCUAUGCGCAUCCUACGCGCUCAAAACGGUCAGCAUUGAGAGUGUGCAGUAUCUUCUGCUGCAGACUUUUUAUCUGCAAGGAACACCGCGUGCUGUGCAAGCCUGGAACAUCCACGGUUUAUGUGUCCGCAAUGCGCUUGCACUCGGUCUGCAUUGCGAUCAGGCUAAUGGAAACCUUGACCCGGUUGCAAAAGAAACGUAUAAGCGUACCUGGCAAGCCAUUUACUGCGCCGACAAGGUCAUGAGCGUCACGUUUGGAAGACCUGGGGCUGUACCCGACUACUACAUGGUUUCGGGACCGAUACAACAGUGGCCAGCUUCCGACUAUCCAGCGACAAAACAACACUUGGAGACUAUGCGCCUCAAAUCAGAGCUUCUGAGGGUCUCUGUACAACUCUACAAGGUCAUGGGCGACUCCAUAACUCGCCAGUACAACAGCAACUUGGGGCUGACCAGCGAAUUGGACGGAGUUUCAACAAUCCAAGCCGCUACAGAAUUGCGAAAACAAUUGCGACAAUGGGCGGCUAGCCUACCGGCGGAAUUUGCGCUACUCGAUUGUGAUGCUCCAGAGCUGGUGCAGCGGUCUAUCACGAAUCGCAUUCGAACGAUCCUUACGCUGCGAUACCAUAAUUUGAACAUAAUCAUCCACCGGCCGCUGCUUUGUUUGACUUUGCAGUAUCUGUCAAAGCACGAACCGUCCGUGGAGUUACCUUACACAGCGCAGCUAGCAAUGGCAGAGGCCUUUGAGUGUGUUGCCUCAGCGGAGACCACUAUUAACAUCAUAGCUGCUGGAUUGGGGACUGCAGCCGGGGACGAGACCAACCUGGGUGUAUGGUUCUUUACGCUGUACUAUGGCUUCACUGCGGCGCUGAUGAUCUGUGGACGAAUGCUCUGGGCGCACCAUGGCCAUGGCCAAAAUGCAGAGACUGUUAUAUCUUCCGGGCGCCUCAGCCUCGUCAAGGCGGCCAAUGCGCUCAAGAACCUCGAUACAGAAAACAACCUUGUACAGCAGUGUGUCAAAUACAUUACAUACCUGUCUGAGCUGCAAAACCACAGCUCUUCGCGAUUCAAAGGACUCCGAAGCGCAUCAACUGCAAACAAUGCAGGCGCGAAUGGAUUUGGGGACCUGAGCUCACUGCUGGGCGAUGCGCCAAUGGGCGAUUUUAUGAAUGACGGUAGUGAUUUUGGCCCGUUUCUCCCUGUCGAAUUUCUAGACCCGGCAUUUUACGAUGACUUUAAUAUCCAAAUGUAAGAUGAUGUAUGUGUAUUGGUUAACUGUUUUUUUAUGAUCUAAAUGAGUACAUAUAUACAACUAGAAGAGCGCUUAUAUAGAUAAAAUUGAAUAGAGAACGCUGAAAUGAAACAUGAAUAUUACAAA
This is a messenger RNA of [Torrubiella] hemipterigena, 2334 nucleotides long. NCBI's taxonomy places the organism in Eukaryota, Fungi, Ascomycota, Sordariomycetes, Hypocreales, Clavicipitaceae. The record is from the annotation of a GenBank genome assembly.